AUGAAGAUCUGCUGGUUCAUUUCUACAGACAAACGAGUUAGUUUGGCGGUCGUUUCAGAAGAGUUCGAGGACAUGAUGGGUCACCAGGUUAGGGUGGUGGCCAAGACCUUGUUCCCCUUCAUGGAGUUCGAGAGAGACAGUGACGCCCCGGGCACCACCGUCACCCCCAGCGACAGCCUCGACGUGCGUAUGUUGGACACCGUCGCCAAGAUACUCAACUUCACGUACGAGAUGCGGAUGGCGGUGGACGACCAGUGGGGGACGCAGGUGGACGGUAAUUGGACGGGGAUGGUGGGGACGCUGGCAGAGGAGAGGGCCGACGUGUCUAUGAUGCUGUUUUGGUCCCUGGCCAGGAAGCAGGUGAUUGACUUCACUAGGAUCUAUACCUCUGAGCCCUUCAUCAUGAUCACCCACAAGCCCAGACCUCAGCCUCAGCACCUGGCUCUUGUUAGGCCCUUCACAGUUGAGUUAUGGGUGGCAGUGUUGGUGACCACUUUGAUCGCGGGCGUGGUGUUGUGGGCCGUCCAGAGAGCAUGGGCUGGCUUCUCUGGCGGGCGUGGAUUAAGUGUGGCUAACGCUCUCAUGAAGGCGUGGGGCGUCAUAAUGGCGGUACCGCUCACCAACAUGCCCACGAACCUUACUGGACAGGAGCUUGAGAGGAUCUGUCAUCAAGAUAUUAAGACCAUUAACACCUCCAUUAGUUCCUCAUUACCAUAG
Messenger RNA from Homarus americanus (American lobster), 717 nucleotides. RefSeq names its product glutamate receptor ionotropic, delta-2-like. The transcript has 4 exons. The record is from RefSeq and is a predicted model, not a curated record. NCBI's taxonomy places the organism in Eukaryota, Metazoa, Arthropoda, Malacostraca, Decapoda, Nephropidae. The coding region runs from base 1 to 717 and encodes 238 amino acids. Gene Ontology annotation, cellular component: membrane. Gene Ontology annotation, molecular function: glutamate-gated receptor activity.